Molecule: messenger RNA, 2761 nt
Organism: Spinacia oleracea (spinach)
Lineage: Eukaryota; Viridiplantae; Streptophyta; Magnoliopsida; Caryophyllales; Amaranthaceae
Exons: 7
Coding region: 1463-2575 (370 amino acids)
Molecular function (GO): protein binding
Source: RefSeq, a predicted model, not a curated record
CUCUCCAAUUAGUCAAUUACCCUCUUUCUUCCUGUUGUUUUCAACUAAUAGUAAAACCCUAACUCCUGUUUCUCGAGGAAGAAGAUUGGAGAUGGAGAUACAGAGUAGUCAGCGUCAUUGUGUGAGCUGGUCCGAUCUACCAACCAACGUAGUUCAAUUGAUCGCCUACUUCCUCAGAUUAAGAUGCAAAGAUGUGCAAAGUUUCCGAGGGGUUUGCACGAAAUGGUGGCGCGCCACCCACAUUUCAGCCUUGUUACCCCGCCGUAUUUCCUCGGUACACUCAACGAUCUUCUCCUCCUCUGUCUCUCUCCUCCGUCCACUUAAUAGCCCUAAUUCACCCGCCUGGAUGGUUCUCUCUGUGGAGGCUACCGGCGGCGCCACCCAAUUGUUCAACCCUAUCUCCAGAACUCGAAUCCCUAAUUUCCCAGAUAAUUUCGAUUUAUCCCGUUAUAAGUCUACUCCACUAGCCAAAGAAUACCACAUCGUCGCCGGUGACGACCAUGGUGACGAUUUCUUCCAUUUUCGUUCUUUUGUGUAUGACAAAGUGGUGAUUUUCUUUGAUCGAUGUAUUGCUAACACCCGCAACUGCAUUCUAGUGGCUUUAUCAAGGGGUAAAGUGUUCAGAGCACUGCCAUUUCAUCUCUCCCCGUAUUUCAGUAAGGCGUUUAAUCACAAUCACAAGAAGAUUAUAGUUAUCAAUGAUAUUACACGGUACAAGGGGAAGACCUACGCUUUAGAUAAUCAAGGUGCACUUCUCUCAUACAGGAAGUAUGAAAGAUUUGAUUUCGAUGAACUUCGGUUAAAUUGUCCUAAAAGCAAACUACGGAAGCGGUUUGUGGUAAUGCGAUCACCCUCUGAUGAAAAUCUCUACAUUGUUGUAGCUAUGAAUGGACGUGUUCAAGGGCCAGCAGGGUCAAUUAAAAUGCAUUUUAAAGUUUACAAGCUGUGUAAUACAGAUGGUUUUAGUUGUUGGACUGAGGUUAAGAGUUUUGGGGUUGGUGAUCAGGUGUUGUUUGUCUUCAAACAUCACUCUUUUUUUGUUCCUGCUGCUGAAUUCCAUGGUUGUCAACUCAGGAACUGUAUUGUGUUCUCAGAUGAUGCUUUCACUCAGUUAUAUUUAGCUAAAUCUGUACAGUUAGCUAAAUAUAAGGUUGCAGUUUUCGAAUUAGGUGGAGAAUAUCUUUACAGUCUGCCUAUUGAAUGUUAUCCUGGUUUCCCUGUGAUGUUGUGGUCUCCCCCACCUUGGGUUCUGCAGAAUGCACCAUCUCCUUAGCCAUCUCAAUCUCAAAGAAGUGAGGCUAACGAAGAUGAAAAGUUGCAAUAUGAUUCCAGUAAUGAAGCAUCUUCGCAAGAGGAAGCAUCCUCUGCUGCCUCUGAAGCUGAAUGCCAGGAACAAACCACUGAGGUUAUUUCAACCAAUGCUGCUCAAGCACAAACUACAAGAUCUCCUGUCAUAAAUGAUAUGGAGCAAUCUCAAUCUCAUAGUGAGGCUGAAGAGGAUGAAAUGAUACACUCUGAUUCCAAUAAUGAAGAUAGAGCAUCUUUGCAAGAGGAGGCGUCCUCUGCUGCUUCUGACCCUGAAUGCGAGGAUGAAAUGAUACAAUCUGAUUCCUUUAAUGAAGACAGUGCAUCUUCGCAAGAGGUACAAACCACUGAGAUUUCAACCAAUGCCGCUCAAGCACAAACUACAAGAUCUCCACCUGCCAUGACUGAUAUGGAGCAGUCUCAAUCUCACAGUGAGCACGAGAAAGAUGAAGGGGUACAAUCUUUGCAAAAGGAGGUAGCCCUUGCCUCAUUUGGAUCUGGAUGCAGGGAACAAACCACUAAGAUUUUUGCUAUCACAGCAGCUCAAUCAGAAACUACAAGAUCUCCUUCUCUCGUGAUCGAUAAGGAGCAUGUUGCAGUUGAAGCUUUUGAGACACGGAACUUAGAGGAACUACGCCAAGGUGGUUUUGUACACAAAGUCGUUGAACAAGCCAUUGAGAUGCCCUCUAUGGCUGAAGCCCGAGUAGAAAUCACAAGAACUCCUACCAUGAAUGAAAUGGUGUCUGAAGUCAAGGAAGAUAAUUUAAGGGAGGAAAGCAGAACUCACGCCGUGUCUCGGGCUUGUAUAAUCUCAGCAAAUCAGAGCAACAGAAGUGAUAACUUGACAGUAAAAUUUGAAGGAUUUGAUAUAAGGUCUAGUUUAGUCCCAGUAUUGCAAAACGUGUGGUCCAGACAUGGAAACAUAGUGGAAAAUAGCAUCAUCCGUAGUGGUGACUUGAUUGCCAAGGCGUUAGAGUCAUUGGCAAAUGUGAUACUCAUUCUGGAGGGCAAUUCGGUCAGAUCAUUGAAUGAUUGCCAAGUCGAUAAGUUGGGCUCUACAUUAUCCGACCUGAGAUGUUUCCAUUUCAAAGUAGACUGGCUUGUUCCUUGUGUGGAAAACGCUAUAGAACUGCACAAACUUGGCCAAAUCCGGGCACAAACUGCGGAAAAAAGAUUGAAGCUUCUUGAAGAGUUAGCCUUUCAAAUUUGGAAGCUUCCUUUUAACGGAAAUGUAGAUUUGGACCAACUUCUAGGAGGGGGAUUGCCGUGAACUGUGUGGUUAAUGGUUUGUACUUCUAUAGUUCUAUGUAUCUAGUAUAUAUGUACUGCUUUUUGUAACUGAUAUGGCCUUGUUCCAAUGCUUUAUUGUAUUUAUCUAUGUGCAGAGGCUUGGAGGAUGUUAAAACUUUUGCUGAAUUUCUGGAUUAUGUUAGUAUCAACAACUGCUUUCAAGUAA